AAAAUCCAUACCGGGCAAAGAUGAAGAGAGGCAGAGAAAACGGAGAAAUGAAGAGUUUCGACAUAGCAAGAUAUCUCAUUCAGCUUUCUCAAGGCAUUGAAACCCAAAAAGGCCAUUUGGGUAGCAAUGUUUUUGAGUGCAAAACAUGCCACCGUCGCUUCCCAUCCUUCCAAGCUUUAGGAGGCCACCGGGCGAGCCACAAGAAGCCAAAACUGACGGCAGAGACAGAGGAUGCUACCAAUUCUCAGAGUCCAGCAACCAAGCCUAAGAGUCACGAAUGCUUCAUAUGCGGCAAAGAGUUUGCCCUGGGGCAAGCUCUGGGAGGUCAUAUGAGGAGGCACAGAAACGCCAUGAAAGAGAGCUUGAGUUCAAUUCCAGUUGCGUCGAGCGUUCCUGUGUUGAGCAGAUCAAAUAGCAGGAAGAGGGUUUUCUGUAUGGACCUGAAUUUGACUCCUUUGGAAAAUGAUUUGGAAAUUCUGUUCGGGAAGAAUGCUCCUAAAGUUAAUCUUUUUAUUUGACAGUCAUAUGUAAUCAUCUAUUCAUUUAUUUUUUCUGUAUGAUUCUUCAAAUUGAUUUUUUAACUUUAUGUGAAAGAAAAUAAGAUAUAUUUUUUUGUUGCAUAAAUUUUGAUUCUGUUA
Rubroshorea leprosula is the source of this 638-nucleotide messenger RNA. NCBI's taxonomy places the organism in Eukaryota, Viridiplantae, Streptophyta, Magnoliopsida, Malvales, Dipterocarpaceae. The record is from the annotation of a GenBank genome assembly.